AUGAACACAGAAAGGAUCAUUGACCUCCCAGAACUCUUCGACGCAAUCGCCUCCCACCUCCCCCUCUCAACCCUCUACCAAUGCGUCCAAGUCUCAAAAGUCUGGCACACAACCUUCAUCCCCCACCUCUGGAGGUCCUUCUCCGAAGACCCCUCAAGAUGCGUCACUUGGUCCCAUAAUCUCACAAACGCCGUCCAUGCACGAUUCGAUCGCCCUCAGGAACUCGAAUGGUACAAGGAUGUCUAUCGUCGCCAUGCGAAAUAUAUUCGACACCUUACACUCUUCAUCCCUGUCAUCCUCGACGCCUGUCUUGAAGGUGCCUUUGAGCCGCUCGCACCGUCGCUCUUGGACGACUAUAUGACAGGAGCCUCAGGAACAGGAGCAGGAGCAGGAACUGCGACUAUGCCAGCUGUCGGCGGUCAAUCGUUAAUCACCAACCUAGAGUCCUUCGCGAACGAAAUCGUUGGUCUGGCGUUGGAGAUUUACUUACCAGAAUUGGCCACAAGAACGAAUCCAAUGAGUCUUUUCAGCACUGAACGCGACUACGGCGUCGAAGCAACGACGGAGCCCGCUGCUGGAGCAGGGGAGAUGAUGACAAAGGCAAGCCGCAGUCCUCAAACACUCCUUAUCGAAGCCUGUCAGAGGUUGAUCCUCUGUAACCCGGGGUUGAAGACCUUGAAUUGCGGAUACACCCCACAUAUGUUUUAUGGGAUACAGGCGAGGCUGCAAGCGAUGGGAGAAACAGGUGGUGGUGAUGGUGAUGGUGAUGGUGUCGGAGGUGCUAGGGUAUUCAGGUCACUCAGGAACCUUUCCAUCGUGGCCAGCAACGAUCGGAUCCCGGUAUUACCGCCCAGCGUGACAAUUUUCAAAUUGAUUGGUGGAUUCGGCACUGCUGGCGCCCCUCACCAUGCCAAUCAAAUGAAUGUUACAAACAAGUCCUUGAAGGUCUUGGAGAUGACCUGCAUCGAUUCCGAACUCCAUCUCCAGACAAUCCUGACCCAAGCACCUGCCCUCAAGACCCUGAAAAUCCAUCGGUUCCCCCUCCCAGCCUUCGCCGCCAUCCCAGUCUCGAGUCCUUGGCCGCUCUCUCGGAUCACGGUCCUGAAAUGUCAACAUAGUCGAGGAGGUGCCUCGAUUACUAUCCCCGCGUAUCCUAGCAUGUUUCAGAGUUUCCCGUUGCUAGUCGAGUACCAUGACAACAUGUGGUCCCCAGCUCUCGCUACCCAGUUGGUCGAACAUUGUCCGCUCCUGGAGGUCAUUUGGGUCAUUCGAGACGCCGGUUUAUUUGGGUCACCGUUUGUGUCUGUGCCCAAGGUUGUAUCUCGUCAGGUGGGAGGUCCUGUGACUGACUGUGUGUCGAUUUUGUUGACAACGCUUCCGAGGCUCCGGGUCCUGGAGAUGCCUCAUGAAGUGGUCAAGGCAGAGAAUGUUUUGGAGCGGCCUUGGGUCUGUUUAGAUCUGGAGGAGUUUUGGUGCCAGAUUGUCGAGCUUCCCUAUUUGACUGCAGAGGAAGAGCAGAAGACCCAAGAGAUUCGUCGGAGGGAAGAGGAAGGGGCGAAGGGGUCUUACCAACAAUAUGCCAGGAGGACGGACAAGGAGGGAGAGCUCAUGGAACUCCAUGAGAGUUGUAUCUCUACAAGAAAGCAGAUCAUGGCCCAGCUUGCAAAGUUGACCUCACUCAAGUACCUUUCCCUUAGUCCAGAUUUCAAGACCAGAGACGACCUUUUCGGGAACCGACUGGGCUUGAGGCAUGUGUACAAGUCUCCGCGGGACGGACGGAAUUAUAUCCGAUACGACGACGUCCUACCGGACACCCUCCAUCUGCGCCUCGACACAGGACUCGACCAACUCGCCUGUCUAAAGAAGCUAGAGUUUCUCAGCUUUGAAUCCAUAGACCACCGCCUUGACACUGCCGAGAUCGAAUGGAUGGCGAGAGAGUUCCCUAGACUGAAAGAGACGCGCGGUUUGGUGACGGAUAGCUACGUUGGAGCUGAGCCCGACCCCAAGAUCGAUGCUCUGAUUGCACUGUUGCGGAGACUUCGACCAGAUGUGGCACAAAGACAGAGUUUUGGCGGGUAUGCAACGAAAAUAGCACAUACUUCGUUUGGGUUUACUUACAGUAACGACUGGAAUUGA
Messenger RNA from Linnemannia hyalina, 2136 nucleotides. The record is from the annotation of a GenBank genome assembly. NCBI's taxonomy places the organism in Eukaryota, Fungi, Mortierellomycota, Mortierellomycetes, Mortierellales, Mortierellaceae.